AUGGCAGGCGUUAAUAACCAAACAAACAACGGAAGUUAUGCGAACGAUAUUCCAUCAGAUCAAAUGUAUGUUGUGGACGCAAACGGUCUUCCGUUGGAUCGUGUGCAUAGUAAUAGUAAUAGUAUGGAUGCAAAUAGCAUUCCGUUGGAUCAAACGGUCGGUGGCGAGUUCAGUAACAACUAUUCCUAUCAACCGCUCUUUCAAGCGUCUUCCAGUCAAGCUGCUUUUCUUUGGAAUACCAACGAUAACAUCCACACGCGCGGAAAUGAACAGUUGAAUACCACGUCCUACGGAUACGUCGAAAACAACGAAAACCUAGUCAACAAUUCAUCCUCGAUUUAUUAUCCUCCCUCCAAUUCAAUAGUUCAAGCAUUGUCUACUUCUACUCUUUCCAACAAUUCUGGCAUGACAACGAACGCUACGAGUCAUGGAUGCAUAGUAAUUGUCAUGAAAGCAGAUGCUAACCUGGAAAGACUACUGUCCAUUAUUCAAUUAUGUGGGAGGGUGGAAAGAUUAUACGAUUGUCCUUCGUUUUUUAUAUAUCGGAUUUCUUGGUAUUGGUAA
Molecule: messenger RNA, 564 nt
Organism: Paraglomus brasilianum
Lineage: Eukaryota; Fungi; Glomeromycota; Glomeromycetes; Paraglomerales; Paraglomeraceae
Source: the annotation of a GenBank genome assembly